UCGUCUCCGUUGGCGGGCUGGGCACCUUCUCGGCGAAAGGAGUGCGAGGUCAGGUUGCUGGUGGCACCGGCGGGUUCAGCCACCCGCUUCAAAAAGCGGUUGACAUACGCUUGGACUCCCAGCGACACACAGGGCGCCUCCUGCAUCACCAGAGCAACGGCCAGCGUGUGCAGGGGGCAGGUGAGGAAGUCGUCGCGGUCAGGUACGAGGGUGAGGCCUUGCUCUUCGGCAGUUUUUACACGAAGCAUGCGUACGUAG
Molecule: messenger RNA, 258 nt
Organism: Phytophthora sojae
Lineage: Eukaryota; Oomycota; Peronosporomycetes; Peronosporales; Peronosporaceae
Exons: 2
Source: RefSeq, a predicted model, not a curated record